AGAGCUGCCCUCUGAGAUACAAUUUCAAACUGGGGAGUGCGCGGCUGCGUUUUGGAGAUCUGAGUGUAGAAACAUUUACAAGUUCAUCAACUUCGUCCUGACGUCAAUUUAAACAGACCCCAAAAUGGCUGUUUACCGUAUUACUGCGUUACUGGCUAUAGUCGGAUGUUUCACUCUUGUGAAGACGCAUCCUAAUGGAGCUCCUGUAGAAGCAUGUAUGACAAUGACCCCUGAUGCAACGGGUCAUGGCGCGGGGAAGCAGACAUCAGCUUCUAAUUACACUGUUACCACCAGCAAUUCUACCUACACCCCGGGUGGCAUGAUUACAGUGACGUUAUCCAGUUCUGACAACACAAACUUCACAGGUGUUUUUGUUCAGGCCCGUCUGAAAGAUGGGCAAAAUACCAACGCGCAAGGAACAUUCAUGUUGAAUAAUGAGGAAAGCCAGUUAAAGCUCAUCGAAUGUAAUGGAGUGGCAGGGAGCGCCGUCACGCACAAUUCUAGUAUCGGCAAAUUAAAUAAAACCGUUAUCUGGAAGGCCCCUGAUACGGAUGUUGGCGAUGUGCAGUUCAUAGCAACAUUUGUCAAGGACAUAGCAACAUUCUGGGUAGGCAUCAUGUCAGAUGUUGGAUCCCGCGCUGGUCAGACCCCAACGACUACCGAUGACGGAUCCAGCACUCCUCAAAUCCCUACCACUACCAGUGGUGGAUCCACUGUCUUGGACCCCGAAUGA
Liolophura sinensis is the source of this 733-nucleotide messenger RNA. Its product is annotated as putative defense protein 3. Bases 125 to 733 code for a protein of 202 amino acids. The record is from RefSeq and is a predicted model, not a curated record. The transcript has 6 exons. Lineage: Eukaryota; Metazoa; Mollusca; Polyplacophora; Chitonida; Chitonidae. Gene Ontology annotation, cellular component: membrane.